Molecule: messenger RNA, 393 nt
Organism: Dictyostelium discoideum AX4
Lineage: Eukaryota; Evosea; Eumycetozoa; Dictyosteliales; Dictyosteliaceae
Exons: 1
Coding region: 1-393 (130 amino acids)
Source: RefSeq, a predicted model, not a curated record
AUGAAAUUAAAUAAUAACAUCAACAAUAAUAAUAAUAAUAACAACAACAUUAGCUCAAUUACUAUUAACAAUUACAGUUCUCCUUCUGUUGUAGGCCAUUCUCUCUCAAGUGCUGCCAUGGUUCCUGAUAUGAUGGAGUACAACUCUGAUGCUUUCUCUUGCCCAAAUGCUCCAACCAAUUAUACCUCUUAUUUAAUUGGUUUAUACCACCAUACCUUGGAUGAAGAGUACUCUUCCAUGUUGCUAAAUUAUGACGAAAAUGUUGGCCAUCUCAAUAACUAUGGCUCAAUGUUUGAAUUAAUGAAAGGUAGUGACAACAAUAGUAUUCCUUCAUCCCCUUCCUCUGCCUUGGUUUCCCUUUGUUCAAGUUCCCAAACUGUACCAUCUUUAUAA